AUGUUUAUGGGGAAAGAAUUUACUUUUGUAGAUGAUCAUCAGCUCAACAAGCAAGAAACUUAUAUACGAAACGAAGAAGAAGACAAUCAAAUAGAAAAUCACAUGAAGAGUUUAACUGUUACAACAAACUAUGCCAAAAAUAAUCUGAAACUAUCGACACCACCGCCUUGUUGCAGCCAUCAAGUCGUCGCUUUCUCGAUGUUGCACUUGACUGACUUCAAAUGCAAUGACAACAAAAAAUAA
Clunio marinus is the source of this 243-nucleotide messenger RNA. The record is from the annotation of a GenBank genome assembly. NCBI's taxonomy places the organism in Eukaryota, Metazoa, Arthropoda, Insecta, Diptera, Chironomidae.